Messenger RNA from Angiostrongylus costaricensis, 271 nucleotides. The record is from the annotation of a GenBank genome assembly. Lineage: Eukaryota; Metazoa; Nematoda; Chromadorea; Rhabditida; Metastrongylidae.
UUACUAUUAUUGGCAGCUUGACUACUGGAAACGUCGAGGGAUCCCUGGUCCCACGCCGACGACAUUUUUCGGUAACAUGAACUCUUUAAACACCGGAAUAAAUCCUGCAGGAUUCGUCAUUAGGAAGUGGACAAGAAAAUACGGAAAGAUAUAUGGAAUCCAAGAAGGCCUCAGAAGAACAUUAGUAGUGAGCGAUGUUAAGAUGGCCCACGAGCUUUUCAUCACAAGAUUUGAUUAUUUUCAUGGUCGAAAGGUCAGCUUUCAAUUUUAA